GAAGCGCCCGCGGAUGUCCCGCGACCAUGGACCGGCCAGGUGAGCCGGAGACGCGCUGAAGGAACCCCGCCUGGGCUGGGGAGAGAUGCGGAUCCACUCGCGCCUUCUCCCCGCCGCGGUGCUCCUCCUCCUCCUCCUCCUCCUCGCACCUGCCUCGGAGGGCUGCGGGCCGGGGAGGGGGUACGGCAAGAGGCGGCUCCCCAAGAAGCUCAUCCCGCUGGCCCUGAAGCAGUUCAGCCCCAACGUGGCCGAGAAGACCCUGGGGGCCAGCGGGCGGCCGGAGGGCAAAAUUACGCGCAGCUCGGAGCGCUUCAAGGAGCUGACGCCCAACUACAACACGGACAUCAUCUUCAAGGACGAGGAGGACACAGGUGCGGACAGGCUCAUGACGCAGCGAUGCAAAGACAAGCUGAACUCCCUGGCCAUCUCCGUGAUGAACAUGUGGCCCGGCGUCAAGCUGAGAGUGACCGAGGGCUGGGACGAGGACGGCCAUCACUCGGAGGACUCGCUGCACUACGAGGGACGUGCUGUGGACAUCACCACCUCAGACAGAGACAGAAACAAGUACGCCAUGUUGGCUCGGCUUGCUGUGGAGGCGGGAUUCGAUUGGGUCCACUACGAGUCCAAGGCGCAUGUCCAUUGCAGCGUCAAGUCAGAGCAUUCCGUUGCAGCCAAAACGGGAGGUUGUUUCCCUGCCGACGCUGAAGUCACCCUUGAAGGCGGCGUCACUAAACAGAUGCGUGACCUACGACCCGGCGAGCGGGUUCUGGCGUCCUCCACUUCUGACGGUCGCCACCGCCUUCUCUACAGUCCAGUCUUAUCGUUUCUGGAUCUCCAGCCUAACGUCACGAAGAUCUUCACCAUCAUCGGAAGCAGCACUGGACGUAAUAUCACGCUGACGUCGGCACACCUCAUCUUCAUCACAGACUGUUUGGGCGGACCAAACAGGGACGGUCCGAGGACAACUUUUGCCAGCGAGGUCCGGCCGGGUCAAUGCAUACUAACCUCGCAAGGAACCGAGGCAACACGCGCUGUUGUGACUUUUGUAGAGGAGAGGCCGAGCACUGGCUUGUACGCCCCACUCACCCAGCACGGCUCCGUCGUGGUGAACAGCGUUCUAGCAUCGUGCUAUGCAGCUGUGGACAACCACCAUUUGGCCCAUUGGGUUCUUGCCCCGCUUCGUUUCUUCUACACCCUGAUGGGUCCAGCAGAACAACAAACCGAUGGAGUGCACUGGUACCCUUGGCUUCUGCAACGGGUCGGGGGAAUGCUACUGGACCCCAAACACUUCCACCCCUUAGGAAUUGAGCAAGGACUCUGA
Molecule: messenger RNA, 1321 nt
Organism: Entelurus aequoreus (snake pipefish)
Lineage: Eukaryota; Metazoa; Chordata; Actinopteri; Syngnathiformes; Syngnathidae
Product: indian hedgehog B protein-like
Exons: 4
Coding region: 86-1321 (411 amino acids)
Biological process (GO): smoothened signaling pathway; multicellular organism development; regulation of gene expression
Molecular function (GO): patched binding; calcium ion binding
Source: RefSeq, a predicted model, not a curated record